AUGGAAUGCACUGUGUUUGCCUGCCGUCCUACCACUUGGUGGAAAGUGGCAGGAUUGGGUGCAGUGGUGGCCUGGAUAGGGUGCAGCAGCAACAGCGUUUGCCACUUGGUGCAGCUGCUUUACAUGCAUGGGCCCCGUGCUUUGCUAUUUCACCUCAGGAAUGCUCACAAACUGCGCUCUUGUUGCUUCUGUGGCAAGCUGAUUCUGCCCCAGGAGGUGGCUUACACCGGGGGGCGGUUGAACGAAGUUACCACCUGUGCGCGGUGUCGGGGCAUGUGUGACCAUGAGCUGGUCCUUCACUGCGAGGUUCAGCCGCUGGUUGUCGACACCGCGCCCUUUGGGCAAGCGCGUUGCGCGGGGCAAGCACUUCUGAUUGCCUUUGACGUAUACGGCCCUCGGCCAUGCUUGGGCCGGUGCCCUCGUUCUCGCUUUGCCAGCUGUAGCUGGCGCUCUUACAGAGAGGUGGGCAACGCAGCUGUAUGCUUCGGGGCUGGGCUGCAGAUGCAAUUAAAGUGCCUGGGCAGCAUGCCAAAGAGGCCCAUCGUUGGGCUUCUCGCCGCUAUCAGUGAACAGUGGUUCAUUACAGACUUUGCGUGCACCAUUGCAGGCGUACCACUAAUUAUUAUGCAUCGUUCGACAGAUGCGAAGGUAUUGGCACACAUACUUGAUCAGACUAGUUGUUGCAUCCUCGUCGCGUCCAAGCACUUGAAGCAAAUAGUUCAACAAGCCAGCAUAGCUUGCAAAAAAGUGCCAACAGUGAUUUGGAUCAACGACUCUGAAGACUCGUACUGCCGGCCCUUCGAACAUCUUCCUGAAACCGACAGCCUGGUGUGCGAGCGGAGUUGGAUCAGUGUUUUGCAGCAGGGCAGCGUGGCACCCUUGCAGCAAGCGCCAGCUCGUGAUCCGAAGUCAUUGAUUAAGCUGUUGCCGUCGAGUGGAAGCACAGGCCUGCCAAAGCUUAUAUCGGUGACCGAGUGCGGUCUUUUCAAGCCGGGCACCGCGUGCAACCUGCAAUCAGCCGUGGAUGUUGUCGUUUAUGCCUAUGAAGCCAUUCGGCAAAGCCACGAUGUGUUAAUGCAAGGCGGGCAAAUAGGUGUUUUUUCUGGAUCCCUCGAUCGCAUCCUGGACGAUGCGCGGGCUUUGCGGCCAACCGUUUUUGCUGCCCCGCCUACCUUCUGGAAUGGGCUUCAUGCUGAGUUUGAGGAUGAGGUGGUCCAGGAGCAGGCAGGAGGAAAACCUGAGCCAACUGCUAGGAAUGACGUGUUGCAAGCGUGGCUGAAUCGGCCACCUUUGGGCAACCGCAUAGUCGCCCUCAUCUCCACAGGUGCUGCGCCGCAGCAUCACGUCCAACGCUGGCUCACGCGAAUCUUUGGAAAGAUGGUGCUGGAUUGCUACGGCUGUACAGAGACAGGCAGGCUGGCAAGCAAUGGAUCUGUUUCAAGCUCCGCAGAGCUUCGGCUGCGUGACUUGCCAGACAUGGGCUACCUUACGUCUGACCGGCCUCCCCGGGGCGAGAUAUUGGCCAGGACCCCGGAAAUGACCGGCUAUUUCAAUCUCGAGGGCCUCAAAUCAGACGGGACAAUUGCUGCGGAUGGGGACUCUGAGGACUGGAUAGUGCUUGGAGGUGUGCGAUACUUUUGCACUGGCGAUGUGGGCGAGCUAGUCUCGCCCGCUAACAUAAGAGUCAUUGAUCGCUGCAAGCACCACUUUAAGCUAGCUCAAGGCAUCUAUGUGGCACCGGACCCGGUCGAGAGCUGCUUGCUGCAGAGCCCCUUUGUGUCUCAGAUCUUCGUUUGGGGCUGCGGCUCCAUGCAGUCGGUGGCAGCGGUGGCGGUGCCCAGUAGCCAGGCCUUCCUCAAGUUGGGCCUGGACCCAUCCGACCGCGGCUGGGAGCUCCAGCACCUAGUGCUGCGGAGUUUCUCGGAGGUCAAAGGCUUGCGGCCCUGGGAGGUGCCGACGAAAGUUCUGCUGGAGAACCGCUUCGACGAGCGGUUUCAGCUGGGCGCUGGGAAGCUGAGCAGGGCCGCGCUGAUCCGGCACUACGCGCCGCGCCUGGCUGGGAAGGAAGGCAUCGACUUGGACAUUCCUCCCUCAAGGCGCCCAAAUGGCUCCGACAUGACCCUUUGUGACGGCUUGCGGCAGAUCUUGCAGAGCUUGUGCCAGAAGACGACAUUCUUGCCUGGUGAUUCUGUGGCGGCUUUGGGGCUGGAUUCUUUGGGUGUGGCGCGCUUGUCUGCCAGAAUCUCACGUCAUUUCGGGACAGAAGUGCCUCCUGGAAUGUUAUUCUCCAUAGAUACCUUGGCAGAUUUGGAGCGCGUAGCUUUGUGCGGACCUCAAACUGUGCGGAACGUUUUAGCCAAGAGGGCUGUUGUGAACUGGAGCGCUGAUGCGGACGCGGCCUUUCAGGCCCUGCUUGCCAGCUUGAGGCCGGCCGCAGGCCCCAAAGGGGCACUUCAGGCCGUGUUGCUGACCGGAGCGACCGGGUUCUUGGGAGCCUUCGUGGCCGCAAGGCUCGCCGGCCAGGCCCGGCCUGUGAUUUGCCUGGUCCGAGCUGCUGACCAAGCAACGGCUGAGAGGAGGCUCUUGAAGAGCCUGCGGUUCUACCAAGUCGCGGCGGACGUGGCUUCCAUCCAAGUGCUUCCGACUGCGGGCCUCGAGCUGCACGACUUGGGCCUGUCAAAGGAGGCAGCGGACAUGGUUUCAACCAGCACUUCUGUGAUAGUUCAUUGUGCCGCACAGGUGUCAGGCGUUUGCACAUAUUCGGCCUUGCAUUCCCCAAAUGUGCUUGGGACGCAGCAGGUGGUUGCCCUGGCCUUGCGGUCCCAUGCAAGGCUGGUGCACGUCUCAACUCUGGGAUUCUUGCCUGAUGGGCAUGCCGAAGUGCGCGAAGUUUCUCCGGAUCAUCUGCUGCAUCGGUCAGGCUAUGCGCAGUCAAAGUGGGUGGCUGAGCAGCUUGUGUGGAAAGCCGUCCGGCACGGUCUGGAUGCAGUGGUGCUGAGACCCGGCACGGUGUGGGGUGACGCAGGCACCGGCGCCAGCAAUCCGAAGGAUGCUCUUGGCCUGUUGGCUCUUGGCUUGACGCGCCUGGGCUGCAUCAGCCUGGACGCGCGCAGCCCGCUCCCGCCCGGCUUUAACCUCGUCCAUGUGAAUUACGUUGCCGACGCCAUCGUGGCAACACUGGAGGCAAAUGUGCCAGCAAAUUUCAACCCAAUUCACUUAUGUGCAUUAUCCUGCAUUCCAAUGACGAUGGUUUGCCAGUGGAUCCAGUCGGCUGGCUAUUCCCUGGAAGAAAUGUCAACCAAUCGCUUCUGUGGACGCGUUCUCCAGGUGGAUGAAGAGCAUCCUCUCUUCACCCUGCGUUCACAACUUGGCCAACCUCGGUCAGGCAUGCAGCAGUCGCUUCCUGUGGUGCGGUGUGGGCAUGAAUCAAUUCUGAACAUCAAGUCUCCACGAAAAGUCUCGCAAGAAGGCUUUCUCAGGGGCCUUAGCUUUCUCAGUUCCCUAAUGGGAUGA
Molecule: messenger RNA, 3513 nt
Organism: Effrenium voratum
Lineage: Eukaryota; Dinophyceae; Suessiales; Symbiodiniaceae
Source: the annotation of a GenBank genome assembly